This is a messenger RNA of Suillus paluster, 798 nucleotides long. RefSeq lists its product as uncharacterized. The transcript is spliced from 2 exons. The record is from RefSeq and is a predicted model, not a curated record. NCBI's taxonomy places the organism in Eukaryota, Fungi, Basidiomycota, Agaricomycetes, Boletales, Suillaceae. Bases 210 to 620 code for a protein of 136 amino acids.
CUUGACGACUACCAUAUAUCACGUUUUUCAUUGUCCUCGACUAGGGUCAAUAUUUGACAUUAUGAAGUGCCAGAGCCCGCUUGUAAAUCCUUUUCAAUGCAAGAACUAGAAUCCACUGUAAACACAGCACCCGCGGUCCGAGGAUGCACUGAAGACUGAACCUUGUGCUUUGACCGUCUGAAAACCAUUUUCAAGCAUAAUGACAUCCUAUGGUUCUCAGGGUCUCCUGUUUACAUGAAGUCUUUGUACUUCUGUCGAUCCUGCCCCAGCUCUCUAGGCCACUGUGGCUUACCUCUCGACUGAGGAUCUCCUCUACAUACGUCUGUUACACUAGCAUUGUCCUGCUCAGUCACCCUCCACGGAUUGACACGUCCGAGACCGUUGCUCAUGUGAAUACGUUUCCCGCUCAGCCUGAAGGCAGUGACAGUGAAGCGAUACGCUCCUUUGCUUUGACCAUCGGAUAUUAUCACUUCUUGCUAUUGUUGGACCGAGUGGCAUCAGCCUGCCAACGAAUUUCCCGUCAAAUAUUCCAUCCGGCUUGCCGAUCCUGGGGUCUACCCCGUAGUUCAACCUUUUCAUCGCAUUUUUCCAGAGAGAACCCAUAUUUUGGCUUGCACUGAAAGGCCACAGCCCCCGGACGCCAUGUACCUUUUGGGUACCAUUCCGUAUCAGACUCUGCUUCCGCCGCUUCACCCUCCGAAUCUACAUGUGCUGUUUUAGGAUGUGUGGGUUACACUGCAAUCUAUUCUAUUGAGCAGUUUAGCGAUUCCUCGAAGUUCAUCUAUUUCGUAACGUCUC